Molecule: messenger RNA, 1156 nt
Organism: Fundulus heteroclitus (mummichog)
Lineage: Eukaryota; Metazoa; Chordata; Actinopteri; Cyprinodontiformes; Fundulidae
Product: zymogen granule membrane protein 16
Exons: 5
Coding region: 147-644 (165 amino acids)
Source: RefSeq, a predicted model, not a curated record
AAAGUCAUUGUUACAAUUGUCUGAGAUGAGAAAGCCAAAGCAAGGAAGAGCUGGACACCGAUGCUAAAAGCUUGGACGCAUUAGAAAGUAUUGAAAAAAAACAAGUUCUUUACUUUGCUGCUCUGGCAGAAUUUUGAUCAGACACAAUGCGUUACAUUGUUGUCUUUGCUCUUCUGGCGGCCUGUGCCUCGGCUGAUGACUCCCACUACUCCUUUUCUCAAUCUGUGGGAUCGGGUGGGGGCUCCUCGUACAGCAUCACCGGUGAGGGCAGGAUCAUAGGCAUCAAAGUGUGGGAAGGCAACAGCUACAGCAGCUACAUCUACGGCUUGCAGUUCCGCUAUGACCUUACCGGCUGGACUCAAGUUAUUGGUUACGUUUCUGGCCAGCCCCAAGAGCUGGAGCUACAUGAGGGUGAAAGAAUCAUCCAGAUAUCGGGAAAGUACAAUCACUACAUUCAGUCGCUGAUCUUUGUCACCAACAAGGGCCGCUCCCUGCAUGUCGGUGAACCCUCCGGUCAUUCCUUCAACAUGUAUCCCACCCACCCAGACGCCGAGCUGCGCUUCCUCAGUGGCAGGACCAGUGGGUAUCCCACUUCACUCCAGGCCCACUGGGCUAUCCUUGACACAGACAUUGUUGACGACUGAUGAAGAGUGAUGAAUAAGAAGGAGGUGAUAAUUUGCUCCCAUAUUCAAAUAGUGAUUUUUCUCCCCUGUUGUACAUUUUCCUAACUUUAAAACUGAUUGUUAAUUCUGAAUCGUUGAUUUUUUAAAUCCUCCGUUGAUCAAAAUUUGGAUUACAAUCUGGUAAAACAGGACAAUUCUUGUCUAUUUACUAAAAGGGUAAAUAUAUUAUUCAUUAAUGCUUUCUCAACAUUUUAAACCAAUUGUGAUAAGAGAUAAGUCAGUGUCAAAACUAGAUGGACAUGAAAUUAUACAAUACCAACAUCCUACUUUGUUCCCUUUCUUCUUGAAAGGAUAAUAUCUGUAAACAGUAAGGCCAUAAAUGCUGCUAUAAAAGCUUAAGAUAUAUCAUGGUUUAGUAAAGUGAACAUAUUAGAUUGCCGAUUUUUUUGUACUAAUUGAAUGUUACAAGUUAAAAAUCACGGUUUUGUUCUUUCCUGGAAACAAUAAAAUACUUAUCAAAGACCAUCACUUUA